Messenger RNA from Lichtheimia ornata, 867 nucleotides. RefSeq lists its product as uncharacterized. Gene Ontology annotation, molecular function: DNA-binding transcription factor activity, RNA polymerase II-specific; RNA polymerase II cis-regulatory region sequence-specific DNA binding; protein dimerization activity. The record is from RefSeq and is a predicted model, not a curated record. Gene Ontology annotation, biological process: positive regulation of transcription by RNA polymerase II. The coding region runs from base 1 to 867 and encodes 288 amino acids. The transcript has 4 exons. Lineage: Eukaryota; Fungi; Mucoromycota; Mucoromycetes; Mucorales; Lichtheimiaceae.
AUGGAUCACGAACAGCAACAGCCUUUUCAACCUGGCAUUGGCUUGAACCAGCAAUCAGGACACGACAUGUUGCAGCCAACGAGUGCAUCGCCAAUGACGAGUUUUAUGCCGCAAGAGGAAGCGAUCAACGAAGACAAUGCAUCCGAUCCGAGUGAAGAUCUUGAUAAGCCUGGGAAACGCUCAGCUGGAAGACGCAAGAUCAAGAUUGAAUAUAUCCAAGAAAAGUCCAAACGACACAUCACCUUUUCGAAAAGGAAGGCCGGCUUGAUGAAAAAGGCAUAUGAGUUGAGUACAUUGACUGGUACGCAAGUGUUGCUGCUCGUUGUCUCGGAAACAGGGCUUGUGUACACAUUUACUACUCCCAAAUUGCAGCCGUUGGUUACCAAGCCCGAGGGCAAGAGUCUCAUUCAAUCCUGUCUCAAUGCUCCAGAUCCUCCUUCUGAACAAGAAUAUGGAAUACAAUCACCAAUGAGUAACACGAGCGCGGUAAAUAAUGCCGUGGGUGAUACAUCAUCUCCUCACGGGAACCAUCAGCAACAACCCUUAUAUGAUCAAGGACCUCCAGGUUUAUUAUCUCAGCAACCACCAAGGUCAUCAAACAGUGCUGUAUCAGGUUAUCGAACGAUCCCAUUGGCAAGAUAUCCUCUUAACACUCAUCCUCCACCUCCACCUCCACCACCUUCAUCAUCGACUAUAGCGCCGCCACCACCAUUACCAUCGUACAACAUGCAUCACCAGAACAUGCAUCAGUUGCCCACCACUGCACAGCCACCGUACGACAAUAACGAUCCUUACAACGUUUACUAUGGUACUACUACUGCUGGCUCAGGUCUAUCCAAUCCCUCUCAACAACAUCCACCUUCGUAA